Messenger RNA from Cantharellus anzutake, 480 nucleotides. RefSeq lists its product as uncharacterized. Bases 1 to 480 code for a protein of 159 amino acids. The transcript has a single exon. NCBI's taxonomy places the organism in Eukaryota, Fungi, Basidiomycota, Agaricomycetes, Cantharellales, Hydnaceae. The record is from RefSeq and is a predicted model, not a curated record.
AUGGACAAUGGUUCAUCAGAGAUAAUUGAGGUGUUGCAUAUUCCCACUUGCAAAGUCACUUACCAUGUGACAAAUUGGAGAGCAUACACCACCCAGAUUCUUGAUCAGCUUCAACGUGUUGAUUCCCUCUCCAUUUACUCAUCAAUUCUGGAAGCUAAAGGGAUUAAUCAGUCUCAGAUUGAUCAAGCUACUAAAGGGCUCUCACCUCCAUGUGUGGAUGCCAAUGUGGGACUGAUCACUGUCUCAAAACAUCCACAAUCUGUUGGGAUGGCGGUUAAUGCAGCAUCAUCCAAGUUCUCCACCCCAGACCUUGCAUCAGCGAUGCUAUGUAUGAUUGUGACAUGGGCCUCAGAUAUGGUCCAAAUCGAUACUAUUAUGCCAGUACCAUGCCACUCCCACCACAAAUUAGUUCAAUUGAUAUCUGGCAUGCCUUUAAACUUCAGCGCUGCAAGAGGGCUAGUGGCUCUCUAUGCCGACUAA